Molecule: messenger RNA, 1157 nt
Organism: Zeugodacus cucurbitae (melon fly)
Lineage: Eukaryota; Metazoa; Arthropoda; Insecta; Diptera; Tephritidae
Exons: 4
Coding region: 222-911 (229 amino acids)
Biological process (GO): positive regulation of DNA-templated transcription
Cellular component (GO): nuclear body
Source: RefSeq, a predicted model, not a curated record
GUUUAAUAGCCUAGACAGACGACAUCGCUAAUUUGCAUUAGCGGCGAUGAUUUGCUUUAACUCGCGCAUUAAUUCAUUUUAAAGCAAAUUAGUAAUGCACAAAAAUUUCGUGCAUUUAGCUGAAUUUACCACAUUUGUGCUGGCAAUGCUGCCCAAAAAUGCCCGAUUUUUGCUAUUGUGAAUGUUAAUUGAUAGAAAGAAGAAGAAGAAAACGUCAACAAAUGAUAGAAAGGAAAGCGUUAGAGAAGAUGGCAGAAAUUAAGCAGCGAGUGGUUUGGACUAGCACUGAUGAAUGUGUGUUAAUUGACUUGUGGCGUGAGCGGGCCGAUGAUUUAAGACGUGCCAAGCGCAAUUUGCAUAUAUAUGCCGAUAUAUCUGUGCAAAUGGCACAUAAAUUUACUCCGAAGGAAGUCCAUAUUAAAAUUAGAAACUUAUCACAAAGAUACAGAGAAGAAAAGAAGAAAACUGGCCCAUCGGGGGGCAGCCCAUCGACGUGGAAAUAUUUUGAUGCGGUGCAUCAAAUCAUAGGGCUGACUGCAGCCAAUAAUGCAGAAAUUUAUGAAUCAUUAACUGUGGACAUAUCGUCAUCAACAUUGCUGCCGUUACCGCCAUCUGUACCUGCAGCAUCACCAGUAACAAUGUCCCCGGAGCCGUUGUCGCCAGUAAUACCAUCGACCAGCUCGCCAUUGUUGUCGCCACUGGAUACCUCGUCCACAUCCAUGAGCACUUCUAAAAAGAGAAAUUAUAUGGGUGAAUUGGUGAAAGUGGCAAAACAACAACAUGAAUUGCUUAAGGUAGUGGUGGAAGAUGGAAGAGAUUUAAAAGAAAGAAUCAUUAAUUGUAUUGAAGAACAAAAUAGUUCUACAAAAGAAUUUAUAAGUAUUUUUAAAAAUUUGUUGGAAAAAAUGUAAAUAUUAUAUUUAUUUUGUAUACUAUUAGUAGUUAUUUAUUUUUAUUAUUAUUAAUAUAAAUGUAACUGAAUUAAAUGUUAAUUUAAAAAGGAAAUAUUAAAUAUUUAAAAUAAAAUGAAAUGAAUUAAAAUGUAAUGUAAUAAAUUGAAUUUAUUAAUAAUAAAAAUAAAUUUAAAAAAAGGAAAUUUGAAAUGAAAAAUAAAAUAGCUACCGUGGUAUGUAACAUAAUUUGUACCGUUUUGAAAU